AGAACCGUAAUUCGGUGAGCUCAUCCUUGACAAUUCACAUUCUGCCACUGACUAGGGGCAGUCCCAUUUCCUGCCGCAAUUUGGGAAGAUGCUGCCUCUGGAGAAAAUAUCUGCUCCCCGGAAUGUCCCCACUCCCCUGGAACUGUGCUCACUGGGCUUGGCCGCUGAGGACCCGCAGGCGGAUUCUGAGACUGUCUCUGGGAGGACUGCCGCAGAUGUCGAGUUUUCCCGUCUGCAUUUCAGAAACUUCACCUACCCAGAGGCAGCUGGGCCCUUCCAGGCCCUUGAUCAGCUCUGGGUGCUGUGCUGCCACUGGUUGCAGCCAGAGACAUACUCCAAAGAGCAGCUGCUGGAGCAGCUGGUGCUAGAGCAGUUCCUGAGUGUUCUGCCCAGCCACAUCCGGCCAUGGGUAGUGGCACAGCAUCCUGAGAGCUGCAGGAAGGCAGCCUCCCUGGUGGAUGACUUCCUCAAGUCUCUAGAAGAGCCAGCCCGUCCCACACCAGGUAUCGCCAUGCUUCCAGAGCAGGGAUACAUCGAGGAUCAGAUGAGCGAGGCGAGGCCCACAGCCGCUGAGCCAAAGUUGCAGAAGCUAAAGUUUGCAGAGGCGCCUCUGUGUGAGGAGGAGUGGGGCCAUCUGGACCCGGCUGUGGAGAACCUAAAGAUCUACAGGAAGCUGCUGCUGUGGGGGUAUCAGCUUGCACAGCCUGAUGUUGCCUGUAGGCAAGAGACCGAGGAACUUGAGGAACUUCGGCUGGUUGACAGGGAACCCGGAGACAGUAGCUGCUCAGGUGGUAGGUGGUGCCAGCAAGACAAAGAUGGCUCCUUACGUGAGACCAUAAUGGAAAGUCUCACACAUGAAAUUCUCAGUUACUCCUCGAUGGGUACCACUCUGAAGAAGGAUGAGCCACUUCAGAAAGAUCUGGAUCCCCAGGAACAGGAAGCAAGGUCUGUCACCAUAGUCCAAAGGCAGUCGGUCAUUCAGCAGCCAGGCCAGGGCCAGGGCAGCACUUUGCAGAGUCUUCCUCUGCCCAUGGUAUCAGACACCCAACUCCCAGGCCUUGGAAGAAAGCGGCCCUACCCCAAGGAUGGGGCUGGGCCAACUCCCAAAUGUGGCUAUGGUGUGAGUGACUAUCAGCAACGCCGUGAGAAGCAGGAAGCAGCCACUGAGACGGGACCAUCCUCAGAGAAGCCUUACAUCUGCAUCGAAUGUGGGGUGGCCUUUGCCUGGAUCUCCCACUUCACUGAUCAUCUCAUGAACCAUAGUGGUAGGAAGAUCUAUGCCUGCCGGGAGUGCUGGAAAACCUUCCACUUCAGCCUGGCCCUGGCUGAACACCAGAAGACUCAUGAAAAGGAGAAGGGGUACGUAUUGGGGAGGGCCCUUGGCUCCUAUCCUGCCACUUGCAGAGCCCUUGCCAGUAGAAGGGCGGGAGGUGGGGACACCGCCUUCACGCAGACUAUUCCCACGGGCUCGUGGGAGGCCGUUGCUGAACCUCCAGCAAAUGUAGUUCUUGGACACCGAGGUGAAUGCACCAUAAAGCCCACAGUCCCUUCUAAACUCCCAAAUGCUCUUCUCCUGGUUUCCCGGGCUCACCGGACCGCUGACCGCUCUUCCAUCCGGAGACUGGCGCCUGCCGCAAUUACAACCACCACUGGUCCAUCCUUUCUCGGAGUUCUCCUGCCCCCGUCCUGCAGAGACUCUGUUAGCGCAGCAGAUGUCUGGGUGCAACUUCAGGUGCAGGGAACCUUUGGUGAUGUGGCCCUUGGAUCCCCAAGUCAGUCGUUAUUGCUCAGUUUCGAUUCCCGGCAGCCCGCGUGGCGCGUCCUUGGCAACGCGCGACCUGGAACUACGACUCCCGGCAACCCGCGGGUCGCGCGUCAGGGUGACGUCAGGGGACUCGCCGCCAUUGUCCGCGGCCGAGCUGAGGCGGUUGCCGCGUCGCGCUGCCUCCGCCAUCGCCACCGCGUCUGCCUCUGCCGCGGUCUUGGAGGACGGAAGAGGCGGCGCGCGCUGGGACAGUCACGGAUCGCGUGUCGAUUCUUUCGCGUCCGGGCCCGGACGGAUGCUCCUUGGCCGCGAGGCCCCGAGCCUCCCCGUGAGCGCUUUGGGCGGACGCCGGGAUCAUCGCAGCCAGCCCAGCGCGCCUUUGUCUGA
Messenger RNA from Sorex fumeus (smoky shrew), 2152 nucleotides. It is a transcript of the gene ZSCAN18, whose product is annotated as zinc finger and SCAN domain containing 18. The transcript is spliced from 9 exons. NCBI's taxonomy places the organism in Eukaryota, Metazoa, Chordata, Mammalia, Eulipotyphla, Soricidae. Bases 89 to 2152 code for a protein of 687 amino acids. The record is from RefSeq and is a predicted model, not a curated record.